AUGAAUAAUAUUAAUAUAGAUAAAAGCAUUCAACAUGUUGAGAAUAUAGUCCAAAAUAAUCAAUGUAGUGUGUGUGCCAAGACAGAUGGUCAGCGAUUGAGAUAUUCCUGUGGACAUACAGCAUGUGAUGACUGUGUGAUUGAUGUCAUAGACUGUAGUAUUUGCCUUACACCACCUCAGGUUUCCUCUCCGCAGCCCAGGCUUGAUAAUGUAUUGACACAGCGAGUGAAGAAUGCAUCAACACUUUUAAGAGAAUGUCAAAAGUUAUUUAAUACGGAUGCAAUCACACGUAAAAGAUUAUCAGAGCAGUUGAGAAUUGAAAAAGAAUUGUUCCCAAAAUGCAUUCAAGCUCCAUUAAAAUAUGAGAACAAAAGAAAAAGCUCAUUUAAUUUGAGUAAAAAUAAAGAAAACUGGGUGUAUUCAUUUUUGCCUGGAGAAGCAAUAUUACAUUUAGACAAAGAUAACACAAUGGAAAAUUCUUUCAAAUAUGUCCAGCAGUGGCUCAAUAAAAAUGAUAAUGAUUUUGUGAGGAAACCAUUUAGAGAUUUAAAUGUUAACACACAUUUGAAUCAUAAUGUAAAGCAUUCCAGCAACCAAUAUGAGACACAAAAUAAUUUUAAUAAAAUUUUAUUAGUUUCUAAAACAAACAGAAAAAGAACUCAUUAUAAAACCACUGUAAGCAACCAAUCUUUUAGAAGUCCAAAAAGAAAAUCUGUUAUGUAUCAAGAUACAAGUUCUAAGAAAAUUAAAAUAGAACAACCAACACCUACAACAAGUUUGAGGCAUGAACCAAAACAUGAUAAUGAUGAAAGUGGUAUAUUUAUGGAUAAUGAUCCUAUUGUAAUAGAUGAUUCACAAGAAACAGCUAUUGACAAAGAUAGAAAUGCAUGGCUUGCUGUGCUUGAAGCCAAUGAACAUGAACAAAAUGAAUCUACCUCAGUAGUACACUUAGAUUGUAGUGAUCCUCAAUAUAUCCCAAAAGAGAUUGCAAACAGGUCUGAAGGGAAACAAAGCAGAAGAAACCAAAAUGUACCUUUCUAUAAAAAAAGCUAUAUUACAGAAACAUGUACACUUUGUAAUGUUGAUAAAAAGACAACAGCACAACCAGAAGAUGUAAAAAUAACCAUUGAUAAUCCUGAUUUCACAACUACAAUAAAGAUUUUGAAUUGUGCUGAAAAUGGCUGUAAGCUGAAAACAAAGAAUUCGGUUUCAGUUCAAACUGAUAUUUUUGAAGUGUUCAAUGGUAAUGAUUCUGCAGUAGCAAAUUUGAAUGACACAAAUGAUAAUAUUGAAGAUGUUGCACAAAAAUCUGAUACACAAAGUGAAGAUUUAUUUGGAGAUGAAGAAAAACAUAAUGAAAAUGAUAGACCAAGUCAUGAUUAUAAGUGCUUAGUAAUUGCCGAAUCUGAUAGUGAUAUGGAAUUAGAGAGAAGUGGCCCAUUGCCAGUUAAAGUUGAUGUCCAUAGAUCUUGUGAUGAAACGGAUUAUGGAAUUCUAAGUGAAAUUGAAAACAUUCAGGAGCAUACCAGCAGGUCAAGGCGUGGUCCACGAGGGCUCACACCGACUAGCACUGACUCUUCAGAGAAAGAAAAUUUUAAUCCCAACAGAUUGAAAACACAAACAAACAAAAAGAAAAAAUAUUCAAAAAAAUUAUGA
This is a messenger RNA of Spodoptera littoralis (African cotton leafworm), 1656 nucleotides long. The record is from the annotation of a GenBank genome assembly. NCBI's taxonomy places the organism in Eukaryota, Metazoa, Arthropoda, Insecta, Lepidoptera, Noctuidae.